AUGCCAGGUCGAACUCGUCCCAUCGAUAAGCUUGCCACCGCAGCUGCAAAAUGUUCAAAAGAAAGCUCAGUAUACGGCAAGUGCAUUUUUGCAGACUACGGCAAUGUGCACAAAGACAUGUGUGUCAAUGAGUUUAUGAAGCUUAAAGAAUGCUACCUGGUAGAGCCA
Exserohilum turcica Et28A is the source of this 168-nucleotide messenger RNA. RefSeq lists its product as uncharacterized. The record is from RefSeq and is a predicted model, not a curated record. Gene Ontology annotation, biological process: mitochondrial respiratory chain complex I assembly. Lineage: Eukaryota; Fungi; Ascomycota; Dothideomycetes; Pleosporales; Pleosporaceae. The annotation marks the transcript as partial. The transcript is spliced from 2 exons. Gene Ontology annotation, cellular component: mitochondrion.